Messenger RNA from Portunus trituberculatus (swimming crab), 1297 nucleotides. RefSeq lists its product as uncharacterized. The record is from RefSeq and is a predicted model, not a curated record. The transcript is spliced from 2 exons. Gene Ontology annotation, biological process: sensory perception of taste. Bases 110 to 1297 code for a protein of 395 amino acids. Gene Ontology annotation, cellular component: membrane. NCBI's taxonomy places the organism in Eukaryota, Metazoa, Arthropoda, Malacostraca, Decapoda, Portunidae.
CCGCGGGGUGGCGCAUGCAGCGCCAGGUGACAGAAAGAGAGCAGCAGUGGCCGCAGUACCAGCAACAGCAGCAUCGCCAUUCCCCGCCACACCACGCCACACACGGACCAUGGAGGACUGCAGGCGUUUACGGGUGUCGCUGUUCUUGCUGAGGCUGGUGGGAGGCUUUCCAUACCAGCGAAGGAAGACCAAUGAGUACAUGAAGACAGUCACUCAGGUGUACACUCAAAUGUACGUGUCAGAGGCAGGACAGCGACGAGCCUCGGCGGAAAGGCCGCCUCGCUACCAUGCCAGAACCGGCUGGCGGGUGUGGGCGUGGUGUUUGGGGAUCAUCUUGGUGUGCUAUGUGACGUUAGUAGUGUUUGAAGUUCCAAGAGUAGGCACCCGCUACAGUGCCUGGCCCGCGACACUGAUGGUGGCUAACAAAGUGCGUGAAAUGAUCACCAGUCUGACGGUGCUGGUGACAGAAGUGUAUCUGCUGGCCAGCUCCUCCAGGGCGGUGGAGACAACGAACCAGUACCUGGACCUGCUGCCCGCCUCUGGGCGCCGCCCUGCCACGCUCACAACAGACUUGUGUGUGGCGGUGAGCGGCCUGCUGUUUCUGGGAGGGAAUUGCAUCGUCCUCGCCUCCUACGUGUACUACCUCUCCUAUAACGGUAUUUGUGGAUACAUUUUCUACGUGAUCACUCAGUACGUGGAGACCAUUCUGUACCUCCUCAUCAACUGCUUUGUGAUAGCCUACCUAUACACGGUGAUUCUACUUUUCUGCACCAUGUUCGAGAAAAUGAAGAGGCAGCUGGUGGAGGCGUGUUCAAAAUGGGACAUUAGCGAGGACGUCAACCUUCGUAGGAUUAUUUCGCAAAUGUACGCAUGUGAGGCGAGCGUCCAGCCUCCAGACACAGAUACAGACGUGGUCACGCACAGGCGAGUGAACAGCAAAGCAAACAAGGGAAGCGAAGACUUGGCAAGGGUGGCCAAGGACUGCCGACGAACUCUCACACAGCUGCACCUCCUCCACUACUCCCUGAACCGCUACCUGGGCCUGCCCAUCACGCUCAUCAUGCUCACCUCCGUCGUGUACAGCAUCCUGGCCUGCUUUUACCUAUCCUAUAUGUUCUUUAUGACCAAUGCAAUGCGAGUCAUGUCAGUGUCCUACUUCAUGAUUGGCGUCCUGCCUCAGAUCCUCCUCUCCAACCUACCAGUCCUCCUGCAGACACAGGAGGACGAGUUGAGGCUUCUGAUUCGCUCUUUGCUUCGCCAAGAGGACAAUGACACGACCAAGAACGAGGUAAGCUAA